Molecule: messenger RNA, 1539 nt
Organism: Lates calcarifer (barramundi perch)
Lineage: Eukaryota; Metazoa; Chordata; Actinopteri; Centropomidae
Gene: lin37
Product: lin-37 DREAM MuvB core complex component
Exons: 9
Coding region: 420-1157 (245 amino acids)
Biological process (GO): negative regulation of transcription by RNA polymerase II
Cellular component (GO): Myb complex; transcription repressor complex
Source: RefSeq, a predicted model, not a curated record
ACGUUCGUCAAAAAUAAGCUAAGUUAGCAACGGUAAAUCGAGCUAGUAAGUGCUAUGGUUCGGUGUAAUAAUAAAACGGCCUCUAUAUGAAGUGAUAGUAUAGAAACCGCAUAGGCUAACUGUCAGUCAGCCGAUCGCUAUAAUAGGUAAACGUAGAUAAAGUUGGGUUUGCAAUCUAGCGUUGAUGUUACACAAUGGUUACUGCUAGCGCAUAACCGCAGCUAGCUAGCCAGCGUUAGCAAACAAGCGUUCUGUAACUGUCCUACGUUAGUUUUGUGAAGUAGCGCCAGGUAGUUGUCGUUAUCCGCCUAAAACCAGCUUGUGCCUUCCGGUUACAGGCGGUGAACGUUUGGCUUCAACACCCAUUGUGUUUUUUCUUAGUUACCAUACGGAGUAUAAACGUUGAAUAGGUAGAGAUAAUGCAUCACGUCAAGAUCAAGACUGAAAGGCCAGAUUUAGAGGGGACUGGUGCACGCAGCAGAUUGGAUGCUGUGCUAAAGGGACUGGUUGAGAAGACUGAAAAUGAAAGGGAGCAAAAUGAGGGUGACACUGGAAAAAUAUCCACAGACUCUUUAAACAAGGAUUUGUCUCCAUCAUCUGCUGGAAAAAGGCAAGUACCUUCAGCUCGAUUUCCACAGCACCGAAGGAAGAAGCGAAAAGAGAUGGACGAGGGAAUACCAGAGAGCAAUCAGCAUAAACAAAAUGCUUACAUUAUUAAGCUGUUUGAUCGCAGUGUGGAUCUAGCUCAGUUCAACACCAGCACCCCACUUUACCCUAUCUGCCGUGCCUGGAUGAGAAACAAUCCUGCUGUUCGAGAGCCAGCUGCUUCCCCAAGCCCCCCACACAGCAUGGUAGAGGAAGAGGUCACAGACAUGAUCAAUGGUAAAGGUCAGAAUGUGUACAGACUCCCUCCUCCAACCUCCUGUCCAGUCAACACUUCUGGUGAACCCAUCAAUCUCAGGAUCCCACAGACUGAAAAACCCACUGUUACCAAGUUAACAGAUUCAGUUCCUGUAUCAGGUUCUCUCAUAUGCGACCACAUGGAACGUUGGAAAAAGAUACGGCAAAAAUGGAAGGAGUGCUCCAACAAGAACCAAUUAAGAUACAGCGAGAGUAUCAAGAUCCUAAAAGAGAUGAAGGACCUCUACGAUCGCUAACUUGCCUCCUUGUAGCUCCCCACCACAGAAUGGACUCUAUGCGGUCAGAGCCAUGGCGUUGGCCUCUGUGUGAAUACAACAGCCAUCUGAACAGUCAGACCCAGAGGGAAGCAUUGACUGAUCCUGGAGCCUUAAAUUGACCAUACGUCCUAUGCAUUGCAGAAUUAUUAACAUGAUUUUUCUUUUGAAAGAUGUUUAGGUUUGUCACAGUUUCUUUUGCGGAAAUGUCUUCUAGUGUGAUGUGGGGCUGUUUUAUUUUGAUGAAAAUCCUGCACAUAUGUCUGAAUAAAUUAACUCUCUCAUCAGAAGUGUUUUUCCACAAAAGCUGUGACUUGUGCAUCCUUAACAUGAAGACUGAUUAAAAGUCCUUUGUGGUCCCUUA